Stegastes partitus (bicolor damselfish) is the source of this 2429-nucleotide messenger RNA. RefSeq lists its product as uncharacterized. The transcript is spliced from 3 exons. Lineage: Eukaryota; Metazoa; Chordata; Actinopteri; Pomacentridae. The coding region runs from base 311 to 2074 and encodes 587 amino acids. The record is from RefSeq and is a predicted model, not a curated record.
GAGUGAGGGGGUGAGGCUGUCAGGGAGAGGGAAACGAAGGAGUAAGCAAGAUUGUGCCUGCAAACACAGAUUCACUCUCUCAGAGUGCGGCUGACACAAGAAGACAGACAUGGUUGCAGACUAGCUGGAAGACGAAACAAGGAACGAGUGAGAAAACAAGCCAUCAGCAGCCAACCUUGGCCACCUUAUCUUUUCCAUCUAUAUACGGAAACCACUGGAUAAUUUAUAAGCCUCUCCCUCUCACUCUGUGUGAGUGUGUGUUAGACAGAGACAGAGAGGGAGGGGGGGGAUCGCUGAGCUCACCACCACCAUGCUGAGUCCUGCUACUGUCAGUGCAGCUGCUGCAGCUGUCUGGCUGCUAGCAAUGCUGGGCCCAGGCCUGUCUCUUCCAGCUGAGGAUAACUCAGAGCCAAAUUUCACCCUCUGCAGCGACUGCUUCUACAGACAGACGCCUCCUCAGGGAGCCUCUGCGGGGUCGCUGCUGCGCCCAAUGUGCCACAGACUGUCUGGGGGACAGGCGUUUGCCACUCUGUCCAGGCCGACCUGUGACAUGGCUGUCUACUCUGCCUUCCAUCUCAGCCAUGGAUGGACAGAGUGGGAGGGAGAGGAGGGGGAAGAGCUUGUGACAGAGAAAGAAGAAGACUUUAUUAAAGUAUCAGUGCCAAGUCUUCUCCGAAGAGGCGGGGAUCCAAGUCAUCCUGUCUCGCCCGCAGACUUCCCUCUUCAACACUGGGACUCAACAGUCACAACACUGGUCCAGUCAAGCAUUGCUCCCCAGUGCACCACUUUAGGGGGUCAUCUGUUCAUCCUGACUGGAGCUGGAGGCUUCAGGGCUGCUGAAGAUGGAGACAAGGAGUGUCAGAUAAAGCCGCUGUGGUCUGCAGUGUGCUGCGCUGUCCCAGAGGGGAAGGAUAACUUUAUUGUGGGGUUAAUCAGUGAGACAGGGGAGGGGGAGAGGCAAGUGCCAGUGAAGGAACUGGAGGAGAUGCUAGGAGUGACGGAUCUGUUUUUUGAAGGCUGUGGAGGAGGUAAAGAAGAGGCUGUUGGUAUCAGCGUGGGGAUUCACAGUGAGGGCCUUCCUGUAAAUACAGAAAAAAUAGAAACAGACGCUACUGGUGAAGAGGCAGAUGAUACAAGUCUGGAUUCAGGCACUGCUGACCAAGAUGCAAGUCCAGACGUUGAGGAACCCAGAGAGGCAUCGAUAACUCAAGAGCAGGUGGCGGCUGGUGACGAUGCCCAGUCAGAGAAAACUGACUGGGCAUUGGGGGCUGGUGAUGAUACCCAGUCAGAGAAAACUGAUGAUGCUGAUGCCACAAGAGAGACUUCAGCAGAUGCAAUGACUUCUGAGAGCAGCAGUAACAAACAGCAAGAUGUGACACAUUCAGAAACGGUCAGGUCAGAGUCUCCUGAGUCUUUAGGUAACUAUGAAUCCGUUGAUGAGCAAGAGACGGACACAAAUUCCACCAGCACUCUGAUGUACAUCCUCUCCACCACUUUGUCCAUCCUCAAAGCUCCGCUGCACCCUGUGGUCUCUACAGUCACACAGUUACCUGGACAGGUGACCUACGUUCUAGAGAAAGACCUUGGAGUUCUUUCCGCCCUGCCUGGAGAGACCUUCGCCUUUUUCCACCUCUUGACCUCUGACCUCCUAUCAUGGAUGCGAUCGGCAUCAGAAAUGCUCCUAUCUAUUGGGGAGACCUGCUUCUUCAGCGUUUACAACUGUGCCUCAGCCAUGCUGGAGGCCCUGCUGUGCAGCUGCCACACUGGGGUCACUGGCAUGGGUACCCUGGCUGGAGACACAGUAGGGAUAUUUAGUGAUGUGUUUGAUAAUGCUUGGUGGGUGACCAAGUUCUUUGGGGGGCGACUGUGGGAGCAGAGUGAGGGUUAUGUGGGAACAGUGGCAUCAGAGAUGGGGGGUCAAGUGCAAGCUGUAGGCGGAGGGUUGGGGAGACUGGCAUGGAGGAGUGGAAGUGGAGUGGGCAAUGUAUUCAGGACGGUAGCGGGUGUGAUAUUAGGAGUGAUUAAUGUGGUCAAUGCCGCAAUAGGAGAGGCCUUUGGAAUGAAUGAAGAGUAAAAAAGACAAGAUCACGCCAUUAACAAACUUCUUUUCUCCUGUUUUAGCUUGUAAAUUUUAUCAGAAUAUGGGAGUGUGAAUUUAAAAAAAAUGGAGCUGAUAUAAUUUGAUGUGCCUUAGUUCUUAUAGAAGGACUGCCAGGUCUUGUUAGGUCAAGUGUAACAAAUUUUAAAUGUUGUACACUGUAGGUCUUGCUCUUCACUGUGGAAAGCUUGCUGCCCAACUAAUCUGAGAGCUGAACUAACUGACACACUGUGCUUUUGGAUGUAACUGCUCAAGACAACUCAUGUGUGAUAACUACUGUGUAUGUGCAUUUGAAUUAAAGAGAAUGCUGGGUUACUAUUGUAACAUGUGC